UUUUGGAGGUGAGGUCGAUUUCAUGUUCUGACACUUCUACUUCUCCUUAUUCAACAAACAGUUGCAGGAGCCUGGUGGAAAACGGCUUGGCUUUAGUGAGACGGCGUUUGGUGGAUGUCUUUGGAGCCUUACCCCAUCCAACAUUUCAUAUGGAACUGAAUCAGUCUUCAGGUCACGGUGAUGGAGCCACAUUGUUGGGGGAGACCAGCUGCCCACUGAAAUUCACUGAGGACAUUUCGUUUGGGUGCUGUUCCUGCACCUAUGUCACCAGAGAUCAGCGUGGAAUUGUGCGCCACCUGGCUGCCCAUGGUGAUAAACAAUCCAAGUGCCAGAAUCCUUUUAUGUCUGGCUCGAAGUCCCAACUGCUUGGCAACACUCAAAAGCACAAGAGUGAUAAGCCAUUUAAGUGCAAGCUUUGUCCCCAAGAGUUUGCUUAUAAUUCCCUUCUGACCUGUCAUAAUCGAACACACAGUGGUGAAAAGCCAUUUAAGUGCAAGCAGUGCCCCCAAGCCUUUGCUCAAAAUUCUUAUCUGCAAAUUCAUAAUCGAGUGCACACUGGUGAGAAGCCAUUAAAGUGCAAGCAGUGCCCCCAAGCCUUUGCUGAUUAUUCGUCUCUGAGAAUUCAUAAACGAAUUCACACUGGUGAACACCCAUUCAAGUGCAAGCAGUGCCCCAAAGCCUUUGCUGAAAAUUCCCUCCUGCGACGCCAUAAUCGGACACAUACAGGAGAAAAGCCAUUUAAGUGCAAGCAGUGCCCCAAAUCCUUUGCUCAAAAUUCCCAUCUACAAAGCCAUAGUCAUUUGCACACUGGUGAGAAGCCAUUCAAGUGCAAGCAGUGCCCCAAAGCCUUUGCUCAAAAUUUCCUUCUGACCCGCCAUAAUCAAAUGCACACAGGUGAAAAGCCAUUUAAGUGCAAGAUUUGCCUCAAAGAGUUUGCUCAUAAUUUCCUUCUAACCUCUCAUAAUCGAGCACACACCGGUGAAAAGCCAUUUAAGUGCAUGCAAUGCCCCAAAGCCUUUGCUCAAAAUUACCUUCUGACCCGCCACAACCAAAGACACACUCAGAAGCACAAGAGUGAUAAGUUGUAUGAGUGUAAGCUGUGUCCUGAAACCUUCACCCAAAGUAACAGUCUGAUCUACCACAGUCAAACACACACAGGUGAAAAGGCAUUUAAGUGCAAGCUUUGCCCCCAAACCUUUGCUGAGAAUACUAGUCUGAGACGCCAUUACCAAACACACUCUGGUGAAAAGCCAUUUGAGUGCAAGCAAUGCCCCAAAACUUUUGUGAGAGAGUCCCAUCUGCGAAGCCAUAAUCAAACACACACUGGCAAAAGGCCAUUUAAGUGCAAGCAGUGCCCCAAAGCCUUUGCUGAAAAUUCCCUCCUGCGACGCCAUAAUCGGACACAUACAGGAGAAAAGCCAUUUAAGUGCAAGCAGUGCCCCAAAUCCUUUGCUCAAAAUUCCCAUCUACAAAGCCAUAGUCAUUUGCACACUGGUGAGAAGCCAUUCAAGUGCAAGCAGUGCCCCAAAGCCUUUGCUCAAAAUUUCCUUCUUACCCGCCAUAAUCAAGUGCACACAGGUGAAAAGCCAUUUAAGUGCAAAAUUUGCCUCAAAGAGUUUGCUCAUAAUUUCCUUCUAACCUCUCAUAAUCGAGCACACACUGGUGAAAAACCAUUUAAGUGCAUGCAAUGCCCCAAAGCCUUUGCUCAAAAUUACCUUCUGACCCGCCACAACCAAAGACACACUCAGAAGCACAAGCGUGAUAAGUUGUAUGAGUGUAAGCUGUGUCCUGAAACCUUUACCCAAAGUAACAGUCUGAUCUACCACAGUCAAACACACACAGGUGAAAAGGCAUUUAAGUGCAAGCUUUGCCCCCAAACCUUUGCUGAGAAUACUAGUCUGAGACGCCAUUAUCAAACACACUCUAGUGAAAAGCCAUUUAAGUGCAAGCAAUGCCCCAAAACUUUUGUGAGAGAGUCCCAUCUGCAAAGCCAUAAUCAAACACACACUGGCAAAAGGCCAUUUAAGUGCAAGCAGUGCUCCCAAGCCUUUGUUCAAGAUUCCCAUCUGAGAAACCAUAAUCGAAUGCACACUGGCGAAAAGCCAUUUAAGUGCAAGAAGUGCCCCAAAGCCUUUGCUCAGAAUUCCUAUCUGAUAAGGCAUAAUCGAGUGCACACUGGUGAAAAGCCAUUUAAGUGCGACCAGUGCCCCCGAGCCUUUACACAAGAUUCCCAUCUGCGAUCUCAUAAUCGAAUACACACCGGUGAAAAGCCAUUUAAGUGCAAGCAGUGCCCCAAAGUCUUUGCUCAAAAUUCCUAUCUGAGAAAGCAUAAUCUAACACACACUGGUGAAAAGCCAUUCAAGUGCAAGCUGUGCCCCCAAGCUUUUGCUCGACAUUCCCAUCUGCAAAGCCAUAAUCGAAUGCACACUGGUGAAAAACCAUUUAAGUGCAAGCAGUGCCCCCAAGCCUUUGCUCAAAAUUCUAAUCUGCAAAGCCAUAAUCGAACGCACACUGGUGAAAAGCCAUUUAAGUGCAAGCAGUGCCCCCAAGCUUUUGCUCAAAAUUCCAAUCUGCGAAGCCAUAAUCGAAUGCACACUGUUGAAAAGUGCCCCAAGACUUUUCUCUAAUACCAGUCCGAUCCAUCAUUAUCAAACACAGUGUUUAAAAGCCUUAAAAGUGAAAAGAACGCCCUAAAAGCUUUGCUCGGAAUAGUAGUUUAUCUGCCAGAACCGGAUGGACCAUGCAGAAUGCCUUGCAGUUGACCCAUAAGUUAAGCCUACUUCGUGUUUAAUCACUUAACUCGUGCAGAAAUUGAUGCCAUUUCAAUCGAAGCAUACAUAUUCCGGACUGCAAGAUAGGUCCCAAAGCCUUCGCUUGGAUUAGUACUUGAGCUCGCCACACUGAAGUACCUAUGCGCAAUAAGUCUCAAGUUCCAGCAGCAUCCCAGGGCAUUUUCUAAGUGGUCUUAUCAAGCACAUGCUAACAGAUGAGGUUGACGAACCCUGAGGGCAAUUGCAUAGAGCCUGCAGCAAGUAGGCCUUUCAUAUGCCAGAAAUAUCCAAGAGGCUUUGAUGGGAAUUCCAGCUUGCUUGGCCAGUUAGACUGUGUACACAGGGCCAGACUACAGGGCCUUGCUCUUAAGCCUGUCCUCCAAACACCACUGUUUUUUCAUCACAAUAAUGUAUUGGGCAGUAGGAAAUGAUUCUUUGCCAGCUGGGAUCUAGAGGCUGGGUCAAUGAAUUAGAGAUAUUGUUUAAUGUUUUUUAGGGCAGGCUACUCUGUGUUCUACACCUGAACAUACAUUGGGGGUCAUGCUUUAGUUCUUGUUCCGAGUUCUUUUCCAUUCACUCGAGGUGUUCUCCUUUGAGGUAUGGUCUAACAUGCUUGUAAAGAAUGUCGUCAUUGUUUUCUUUUGAUAUCACUCCUAUCGUAAAACACCACAGAAGCACGCGUUUCAUUCAAGUGCCCACCAUUAACAUUUCCCAAACUUGGGAACUCUACAAAUUAUACGUUAAGCGCCCAAUUUGGCCGGACAAGUGCCCAUGUCUAGGCUAACCCAGUUUUCUGUGACAGUGUGGUGGCACUCCUCCAGUAUUUUAUGUUACGUGGAAGGUACAAAUUUGCAGAAAGUAAACGAGCUACCACAAUUCAGUUCUGCUAUUAAAAUGAUAAAUAAAAGGUAGGAAAUUUCAGUUCCGACGCUAUUGUACAUCUUUCAUCUGUUGUAGAAUUUAGUACUGAAGUAAGUGCGAAGUAACUUUGUUUCAAGAUUUUUAUUUUGAUGCCUCGUAGCAUGCCAAGACUUCAUUUUAGCAGUUACCUCGGUGGGGGACCAAUUGCCAAGUGUGUGUGUGUGUGCUUGGCAGUGCUUUCUGCUGCCGACUGGGGCAUGGCUAGUUGAAUACCUGCACUGCUCAGCAGGUUUUGCUGUAAAUUGACAUUGUACCUAUCUUUGAUACUAUGUAACGCCCCUUUAGGACUGAAUUGACGAAAGGUGUUGAUAAUUGGAACUAACGCACUCGUAGUGUUUUCACGUUCCUUCCCUGCACUGGCAUAUUCAUUAUCACGUAUCUAUACGACAUCUGCCUCGAGACAUGACUUUGUAUACCAAUCAGGUGGUCACAAUAUUCUAUUGCUUUGUGUUCUUGUUUUUGACAGUUGUUUCCCUGUUGCCUGCCUUUGCGUGACAAUGUCUUAGAUCGUAAGUGCGACUGUACACCAGACAAUGCCUAUUGCUUACUCCUUAUAUAAUGCACUGUAGUAGUUUGUCUCUACCCUUCCUUGAUGGCAGAAACUCUUACGAGGGGCGUACUAUAUUGAUUCACAAUUUAUUAUUUUGCUGCAAUUACCGGUCAGUUAGAGGGCGACAGAUAGGUCCACCUCCUCGGCAGAUUAUUCCUACAGCAGACUGCACUCUCAUCACCAAAGGGGCGGGUUUUUCAUGCCCCACUGGAACCACUUUUUAGAAGUGCAUUGCAGCUUCACUUGGACAGCCACUUCCAGCUAAUCAAUGACCACAAAAUGGCAUCCUCGCAAAGGUUUCUUGAUGGCCUCGUUCAGGCGAUAACCACUCAAGCCAGAUUCGACCGGACACAUGCACGAUGAAAAACCUUGUGGGUCGUGGGACGCGUCGUAUAGAUGGCUGAUCCUGAUAGUGCCUUGGUCGAUCACAGUGUUGCAUGCAUUCACGUGAGGCUGGGCUCCGCCAUUGUUCUGACGCGUCGAAUGCCCCGUUAAACAUUUAGUUGUGCCCAACCGGGCCCCCAGUAAUUGUAACCUGUUUCAGAGCCCAUAAAACCCCUAGGACGCCAUUUUGUGCUGGUGCGAUACACUUCCAGAAAAUGGUUCCGGCAGGGCAUGAAAAGGCUGCCACGCAGCUGGUUCAAGCGCAGUCAGCUCUCGGAAGGUUCUGUCGAAGAAGUGGACAUAGUAUCCACUUGGCGCUUGCGGUAGGAUACUGUAUUCUAAAUCGAUAUGGUAUGCCUUUCGUAUAAUUUUAACAGAAUGAUGCGAGUCAGAACAGCCAAGUCUCGAGGAAUACAAACUCGACCGAUUUUGCUUUGGUUACCCUUGAAUUUUUUGUUGCCCAGAGUGUGUUUAUUUCUGCAUCAUGUGAUCAUUUGUAAACAUCUUGAAUCGUGGUAUUUUAAUGCACUAUCAUUCCCUGGUACAUGUGCCGACGUUGGACUGGUUGGAGAACAUGUAUCCAAAGUUUGCAACAUCGCCACGGAACAGUACUGCGGUUCCGCGUAACGCCUAGCGACCGAAGAUCGCCGGCGAAGUCCCCUUUCGUUGAUUUCAGUGCUACGCAGUGGGGGACGGCGGGUGGAUCACUGGGGCGCGUGUCGAUCACUGGGGCGCGUGUCAACCCACCCCGGCCCCCCGUUCAUGCCGCUCUGCGGCAACUGUCAGGGGAUGGCUCGUUACAAAAUAUUAACCCAUCUUGGGCCGCCCAUACAUGGUGCCUCGCGGCGCCCCACCAGCAGCUGAAAUACGCCCUAGUCCCGCUGUCCCCCACCUCACCUCGGUUGCUAGGUGUUUCCAACGCCCUCGGGAGCUCCUGCCGCAAGCUUUGGAGACCCGUGUAAGCACACGGGCUGCAGUUCCGUUCGUUGGCCCGCCAUGCCAUUCAAGACGCGCAGCCGUCUUAGCAUGUCGCCGGGCCGUAAGGCGCCUCUACGGACAUGUAUGCAAAACAACAAAAUGGCUCUGUCAAUUUCUACGCAUGGCACGCAGGUCCUUUAUGCAUAUGUUAAGUGUCUGCUCGCACCAGGGAGAAGAGGAAUUUCGGGAAUGUUCUGCCCCACAAAAGUGCCGAGAGGCAGCAUUCACAAUACUUUUUUUUUAUAUAUAACCACUGCGCGAAAUGCUAGCGCAUUUUUUCGAGAAUCAGCGUGGCAACAACAAUAAUAUCGGCCCAUUUUUUUUUCUUUUGUUUACAUGAAAUGUGCAGAAUAUAAAUGUUUAAUCAGACUUCUGUUUCUCUGAAAUAAAGGUUGACAGUUCAAGCUUUCGCAGUGGUAA
Molecule: messenger RNA, 6024 nt
Organism: Ixodes scapularis (black-legged tick)
Lineage: Eukaryota; Metazoa; Arthropoda; Arachnida; Ixodida; Ixodidae
Product: zinc finger protein 91-like
Exons: 3
Coding region: 150-2627 (825 amino acids)
Biological process (GO): regulation of DNA-templated transcription
Molecular function (GO): DNA-binding transcription factor activity, RNA polymerase II-specific; RNA polymerase II cis-regulatory region sequence-specific DNA binding
Source: RefSeq, a predicted model, not a curated record